Rhodotorula toruloides NP11 is the source of this 1257-nucleotide messenger RNA. RefSeq names its product O-acetyltransferase. The record is from RefSeq and is a predicted model, not a curated record. NCBI's taxonomy places the organism in Eukaryota, Fungi, Basidiomycota, Microbotryomycetes, Sporidiobolales, Sporidiobolaceae. The transcript has 4 exons. Bases 1 to 1257 code for a protein of 418 amino acids.
AUGCUUCGAGACGCUCAUCCGAUCACUCUCCACGAUCUAAUACUCGCCUGGCUCGCGCUCACCCUGCUUGUCGCGCGCACUCUCGCUUCAUCAGUUCCGCGACCCCCUCCCUCACUCGACACACUCACGUCGCUCUUCUCGGCCAACGGACACUUCGGACACCUCUCAAACGGCUCAGAAUGGACGCCGACGAACGAAGCGGGGGACAAGUUGUAUAGAACGCGGGCGGCUUGGCAGCCGUCGAGCGGGUGUCGACUGAGACGGUUCGAGCGGGAGGAGAUUGUGCGGUGCGUAGAGGGCGAGAGGCUGGUUGUGUGGGGUGACUCGACUGCGCGGGUGCUUUUCUACGGGCUCAUCAACAAGCUCUCCCCAGCCCUGGUCACCGCCAAACACGAGAACCGAGUCUUCACCUUCCCCUCCCUUCCCUCCAAUCCAUCCAGCCCACUCGCAACCUUCGAAUACCGCUGGGAUCCGAUUCUCGACACCAACACCUACUGCUCGUUCCUCCCCUUCCUCGAGUUCGGAUCCCUCCCUCCGCUCAACACGAGCAUCUCGAGCACCUCGACGAUACCGCUCGCGAAUGUCUUCUCCACCGGAUUGUGGUACAUUGACCCUCGGCCAAACAUGUACCCUCGUUUCCGCGUUCCGGAAUGGAAGGAAGACGUGAUGCGCAUCCUCGAGGCGGCCAAGACGAAGAAGUUGGCGAGGGUGAUGGUGAUUGCUGAGGUGGAGGUGCCGACGGAGAAGGAUGAUUUGGAGGUGCAUCCGCCCGCGCAGGCGAGGGAGAUGAAUCGGUGGUUGAGGGGGGUGAUGGAGGAGAGGAUGGUGAGCGGUGAGGCGGAACGAGCAGUCACGCCUGUCGUCUACGCCCCCGCUUUCAACGCCAUGAUCGCCAACCUCUCUGCCUCGACAGGCGACGGCUUGCACUACUCAAUGGACAUCGCAGAAGAACAAGCCGACCUCGUCCUCAACGCCGUCUGCAGCAGUCGACUCGCAGACUUGCCUGCCGACACUUGCGGGCUCAAUCCGGCUAUCCGACACGCUUGGUCAGAUGACGCGGUGUGGGUUGUCUGUGCGAUGGCGGUGGUACUGCUCAGCGCCGUCUUCCUGCGCCGAAGGAAAACUCGCACUCACGUGCCGCGGCAGUACUCGCUCGCUCGACUCGUCCCUCUCGGCUGGCGCACGACGGGCAAGCACGGUGACGAAGGCUAUCAGCUCGCCAGGACCAAUGUCGACGAUGAGCACUCGGGCUCGUAA